AUGGCCAUCUCGCUGCCAACACCUUCGCCGUUGCUUAGCCACGCCGCUUCCACAGAAGCGGACUACGACUGCUGGGAGAAAGCGCGGGUGGAUCCGGACGUCGAUCCGGAGGAGUUCGACAAAGUUCGCACCGUUUUCGGAUAUGGAUCACUGAUCUUCCGACCCGGCUUCCCCUUCAAGAGGAGCUACCCCGCCAGCGUGCGCGGCUUCCUCCGCCGCUUCUGGCAACGGAGUUGUGAUCACCGGGGCACCCCAGAAGCGCCCGGUCGGGUCCUCGCACUGCUACGCUGCAGCGAUGUGACGGAUGUGGAUCCAUCCGAUCGAUCCGAUGUGGUGACAGGGAUGGCCUAUGAGGUGGAGAUGGAAGACUGGCCAGCGGUACUGGAAGCACUGGACAUUCGUGAGCGCCAUGGAUAUACCAGGACGUUGGCAGAGCUCCACAGCAGUGAGGGCCUUCCGCUGGGCCGCCAGGGGGUGGUUUACUGCGCCCAUCAGCCGCAGCAGAGCGCCGCCUACACCGGGCCGGAGCCGGUGGAGGCGACCGCGCAGGUGAUCCGCACGGCCAAGGGGCCCUCGGGGCCCAACGAGGAGUAUUUGUUCUCACUGCUGGAUGCGAUGGAAAGCAAUGGCUUACCCGCAGACCCAUACCUCACGUCUCUGUCUGCAGCAGUGCGAGAAAAAGGGUCCCGCCCACGCGGCUUGUGA
Cladocopium goreaui is the source of this 705-nucleotide messenger RNA. Lineage: Eukaryota; Dinophyceae; Suessiales; Symbiodiniaceae. The record is from the annotation of a GenBank genome assembly.